Messenger RNA from Dryobates pubescens (Downy woodpecker), 431 nucleotides. Its product is annotated as protein S100-A12-like. Gene Ontology annotation, molecular function: transition metal ion binding; calcium ion binding. The record is from RefSeq and is a predicted model, not a curated record. Bases 72 to 431 code for a protein of 119 amino acids. The transcript is spliced from 3 exons. NCBI's taxonomy places the organism in Eukaryota, Metazoa, Chordata, Aves, Piciformes, Picidae.
AGCACAGCACCACUGCUGCUCGCUGUGCAUCACCCUCCGCAGACGCCAGCCCCAGCACCGCUCCCUGCACGAUGAAGACCGACCUGGAGCUGGCCUUGGAGUGUGCCAUCAACAUCUACCACCAGUACGCCAUCAGGAAGCCGAUCGACGACUACCUGAGCAAGGCUGAGUUCUCCCAGCUGCUGAAGGACACAGCCCAGCCCUUCCUGCACGACACCACCCCGCCCAACAUGACCGAGGAUGCCUACAUCCAGAAGCUCUUCAGCCAGGCUGACAGCAACCACGACGGACGCCUGAAGUUCACUGAGUUCCUGACCACCCUCAACCUUGCCCUUGUCGAUGCCCACAACAGGUCCCACCAGGACCCAGGCCACGGCCACGACCAUGGCCACAGCCACGGCCACGGCCACAGUCACGGUCCCCGUGCCUGA